AUGUCCGCGCCACCAAUCGAGGCCGUCGAGCCCGAGGAAACACAAUCGGGGGACAAGCAAGAAGCCCGAUGGGCCAGAUCUGGCAUGUCCUCGCCGGCCGGCCUCUGCGCUAGCCAGAACGAUGCGAAGAGGCACACCGAGUCCCACCAGCCAACCCAACCCCUACCAACCAGCGCCCAUGCCACUGCUCUUGGACCGGCUGGCACGGCGAGCGAUAUUUUGAGGGAGGCAACCCACUGCUUCCAGCGCAACUGCGCCUAG
Gaeumannomyces tritici R3-111a-1 is the source of this 261-nucleotide messenger RNA. RefSeq lists its product as hypothetical. The transcript has 2 exons. NCBI's taxonomy places the organism in Eukaryota, Fungi, Ascomycota, Sordariomycetes, Magnaporthales, Magnaporthaceae. The record is from RefSeq and is a predicted model, not a curated record. The coding region runs from base 1 to 261 and encodes 86 amino acids.